This is a messenger RNA of Perkinsus marinus ATCC 50983, 455 nucleotides long. RefSeq names its product SEC61-gamma, putative. The transcript is spliced from 2 exons. NCBI's taxonomy places the organism in Eukaryota, Perkinsozoa, Perkinsida, Perkinsidae. Gene Ontology annotation, molecular function: transmembrane protein transporter activity. The coding region runs from base 29 to 265 and encodes 78 amino acids. Gene Ontology annotation, cellular component: membrane; Ssh1 translocon complex. The record is from RefSeq and is a predicted model, not a curated record. Gene Ontology annotation, biological process: post-translational protein targeting to membrane, translocation; protein targeting.
AGGUGCCUCGUAACUUUUUCAUCUAUCCAUGGGAUUCAACGAACUCAUCACCGACAAGUCCAAUCCUGUCGGGUAUAUCAACACGGGGCUGCGUGAGUUCGCAAUAGACUCCAGGAGGCUCAUCCAGAAAUGCGAGAAACCUGAUGCUAAGGAAUUCAAGAAGAUGGCGUCAGCGUGCUUCAUCGGCUUCUGCAUCAUGGGGUUCAUCGGAUACAGCAUCAAGUUGGUCUUCAUCCCUAUCAAUAACAUCAUCAUGGGCUCUUAAGUACGUGUAUAGUUGAUGAUAGUGAAAUGGUGACGGAUUCACAUCGCACUGCGUUUUUACGGGGCUUUAGUGAUGGUAUUUGGGCUCCUCCCUGCUGAUGCUGCUGCUGCCUUGUCUGUGACACUAUCAUCUAUGUUGUCUCCUGUUGGCUAUCUCGAAGGGCUGAUCAACACUGCUGAGUAGCACUAGC